Messenger RNA from Elgaria multicarinata webbii, 4348 nucleotides. RefSeq names its product structural maintenance of chromosomes 2 (gene SMC2). The record is from RefSeq and is a predicted model, not a curated record. Gene Ontology annotation, cellular component: chromosome. Lineage: Eukaryota; Metazoa; Chordata; Lepidosauria; Squamata; Anguidae. Gene Ontology annotation, biological process: chromosome organization. The coding region runs from base 94 to 3702 and encodes 1202 amino acids. Gene Ontology annotation, molecular function: ATP binding; protein binding; ATP hydrolysis activity. The transcript is spliced from 25 exons.
CGGCGGUUGGUUGAGAAGCCGCGACUGGGGCAGGGUCGUCAGGCGGUGGGUUGGAAGUAGGUCUGCUUGGAAUCCCCAGGGAAAACAAUUAAAAUGUACAUCAAAUCGAUUGUCCUUGAGGGUUUCAAGUCUUAUGCUCAAAGGACAGAGGUUAAUGACUUUGACCCGCUAUUCAAUGCCAUUACUGGCUUAAAUGGAAGUGGCAAAUCAAAUAUCCUGGACUCCAUCUGUUUCUUACUGGGCAUCACCAAUCUAUCACAGGUGCGAGCUUCAAACUUGCAAGACCUUGUUUACAAAAAUGGCCAGGCUGGAAUUACUAAGGCUACUGUAUCGAUCACCUUUGAUAAUUUUGAUAAGAAGCAGAGUCCGCUAGGGUUUGAGAAUCAUGAUGAGAUUACCGUCACAAGACAGGUGGUGAUUGGAGGUAGAAAUAAAUAUCUAAUCAAUGGUGUGAAUGCAAACAAUACUAGAGUACAGGAUCUCUUCUGCUCUGUUGGACUGAAUGUCAAUAAUCCUCACUUUCUUAUCAUGCAGGGUCGUAUUACCAAAGUUCUCAAUAUGAAGCCUCCAGAGAUUUUGGCAAUGAUUGAAGAAGCAGCUGGCACAAGAAUGUAUGAGUGCAAGAAAUUAGCUGCCCAGAAAACAAUAGAGAAAAAAGAGGCCAAACUGAAAGAAAUUUGCACGAUUUUGGAGGAGGAAAUCACACCAACCUUGCAGAAACUGAAAGAGGAACGAUCCUCCUAUUUGGAAUACCAAAAGGUCAUGCGAGAGAUAGAACAUCUGAGUCGUCUGUAUGUCGCAUAUCAGUUUGGAUUGGCUGAAGAAACCAAGGCACGUUCUGCUGAUGUGCUAAAGGAAAUGGAAGGCAAUAUUUCAAAGCUUCAAGAAGAGAUGAUUGCAAAUGAAAAGAAGGUGAAGGAGCUUGGCAAAGAAAUAACAGAAAUGGAAAACAAAAGGGAUCAAGAAUUUGGUGGUGUGCUUCAUUCACUAGAAGAAGCUCUUGCAGAAGUUCAGAGGACUGACACCAAAGUGCAAAGUACCCUUGACAUCAAAAAGCAAAACUUGCAAGGGGAAGAAAAAAAGCAUAAAGAGCUGGUGAAAUGCAUGGAAGAGGAUUCUAAAGCUUUGGCCUCCAAGGAAAAAGAAGUCAAGAAGAUCAGUGACGGGCUGAGCGCUCUUCAGGAGGCCCGCAAUAAAGACACCGAGGCCUUGGCUGCUGCACAGCAGCACUUCAACGCUGUGUCUGCUGGUCUGUCCAGCAACGAAGAUGGGGAAGACGCGACUCUCGCGGGACAGAUGAUGACUUGCAAGAACGAUAUCAGCAAAGCAGAAACAGAGGCUAAACAAGCUCAGAUGAAGCUGAAGCAUGCCCAGCAAGAGCUAAAGGCCAAGCAAGCUGAAGUAAAAAAGAUGGAUAGUGGCUACAAGAAAGAUCAAGAUGCAUUUGAAACGGUCAGAAAGCAGAAGGAGAAAUUAGAAAAUGAAAUGAAGAAACUCAACUAUGAAGACAAAAAGGAAGAGAGCCUUUUAGAAAAACAACGGGAGCUGUCCCGUGUGGUUAACCGCUUGAGAGAGUCCUAUGAAGCUUUAAUGUCCAGGUUCCCCAAUCUCCGCUUUGAAUACAGGGACCCAGAAAAAAACUGGAACUCCGAUCAUGUCAAAGGGCUUGUGGCAUCUCUGAUUACUGUGAAAGAUGUCUCUACAGCCACAGCACUAGAAGUAGUCGCUGGAGGUCGACUCUACAACGUGGUGGUGGACACAGAGGUUACUGGCAAAAAACUGUUGGAAAAGGGUGAACUGAAGCGUCGAUACACCAUUAUCCCGCUGAACAAAAUUUCGGCGAGGUGUGUUGGAAAAGAAGCAAUCAAAGUGGCCAAAACCUUGGUUGGUGAUGACAACGUCCAUCUGGCCCUUAGUCUGGUGGGUUAUGAAUCUGACAUUCAAAAGGCAAUGGAAUACGUCUUUGGGGGCACACUGGUUUGUGACAGCAUGGAUAACGCCAAGAAAGUCACCUUUGACAAAAGAGUGAUGACAAAGACGGUCACACUUGGUGGAGACACCUUUGAUCCUCAGGGCACACUGAGUGGAGGUGCACGAUCACAAUCUGCAUCGAUUUUGUCCAAGCUCCAAGAGGUGAAAGGUGUGCAAGAGGAAUUAAAAACAAAGGAGGCUGAGCUACAAAUGAUAGGAAAGGAGCUAGAGGGUCUACAGGGGACUGCUGAAAAGUAUCGUCAGCUGAAGCAGCAAUGGGAGAUGAAAUCUGAAGAAGCUGAGCUAUUGCAAACCAAGCUGCAGCAAAGUGCCUAUCAGAAACAGCAGGAAGAAUUAGAUACACUGAAAAGAACCAUUGAGGAAAGUGAGGAGACAUUGAAAAAAACAAAAGAGGUACAAACAAAAGCAGAGGAAAAACUCAAAGUGCUGGAAAACAAAAUGAAAAAUGCUGAAGCGGAAAGGGAGAAAGAGUUGAAAAAUGCUCAGCAGAAGCUAGACGGAGCCAAAAAAAAGGCUGACGUUUCCAGCAAAAAGAUGAAAGAAAAGGAACAGGAGGUUGAAGCGCUAGUGUUGGAACUUGAAGAGCUAAAACGUGAACAAAACUCUUAUAAACAACAGAUUGAGGCUGUCAACGAAGCUAUUAAAUCAUUCCAAGGCCAGAUUGAGGUUAUAUCGGCUGAAGUAGCAAAGAACAAGGAGUCUGUAAAGAACACUCAAGAGGAACUGGCUAAGCAAAAGGCGGUGGUCAUGGCCCAGGAUAAAGCCAUUAAAGCCAAAUCAGCAGAGGUUGUAAAAUACAAAGAACAAAACAAUGAAUCGCAACUUAAGAUUAAAGAGCUGGAACACAAUAUCAGUAAGCACAAGCGUGAGGCUUCUGACGCGUCCGCAAAGGUAGCUAAGAUGCUGAAAGACUAUGAGUGGAUUGCUUCAGAAAAGCACCUUUUUGGCCAGCCAAACACAGCGUACGAUUUCAAAACCAACAAUCCAAAGGAAGCUGGUCAGAGGCUGCACAAACUGCAGGAGAAGAAAGAGAAGCUGGGCAGGAAUGUCAAUAUGAGAGCCAUGAACAUGCUUUCAGAAGCAGAAGAAAGAUACAAUGACUUGAUGAAGAAGAAAAGAAUUGUUGAGAAUGACAAGUCUAAAAUUCUUGCAACGAUUGUGGAACUUGAUCAAAAGAAAAACGAAGCUUUAAACAUUGCCUGGCAAAAGGUAAACCAAGACUUUGGAUCAAUUUUCUCAACACUUCUGCCAGGGGCCAACGCGAUGCUAUCUCCUCCGGAGGCGCAAACGGUUCUAGAUGGCCUGGAGUUCAAAGUUGCCUUGGGAAACACUUGGAAGGAAAACUUAACUGAAUUAAGCGGGGGCCAAAGGUCCCUCGUAGCUUUGUCUUUGAUCUUAGCCAUGCUCCUCUUCAAGCCUGCCCCAAUUUACAUCCUGGAUGAGGUUGAUGCAGCCCUCGAUCUCUCACACACCCAGAACAUUGGGCAGAUGCUUCGGACCCACUUCCGUCAUUCCCAGUUCAUUGUGGUAUCAUUGAAGGAUGGCAUGUUCAACAACGCAAAUGUACUCUACAAGACUAAGUUUGUGGACGGUGUGUCUACUGUGGCCCGUUAUACUCAGGCUCAGAAUGGAAACAGUGGUUCCAGUCAGCAAAGAGUGGAUAAGGCCAAAAUGAAGGAGAAGCGGCAAAGAGUGCAGGUGGAUGUUUGAAGAGUCAAUGUCUCCUGCACCACAGUAGCCUGGUGAUGCUUUUCGCUUUAAAAAGUAUAGACUAUUAUGUAACACAAACCUGUCCUGUACUUAGUAGUGAUGAUACUCCAUAUUUUAACUUUCCUCUCCCUAGAGCUGCCAAACUAUUGGAUGUUGUCCAUUUUUUAUAAAAUAUUUUGAAAUUUCUUCUUGGCACAGCCUACCAGUAUGGCGCUUAAAAUACAGGGAAAUCAUCAAAAUAAAACUAUUAAUGUAAAAUAGUUUAAUAUAGUUUAGAAAAAUCUUGUAUUCAGAGACUUGUAAAUAUUCUUGCUGUCCUUUCUCUUGUUGAUAAUUGGCUAGUACUGAUGUCUUCAGCAACGUGAAAAUGACCCAUUUGCAUUUAAUAUAAGCCAAAUAACCUCUGUAAAACGUAUCUCCUUCUGCUUGAAGGCCAGAGCCUUCCAUGGAGUUCCGCUUCCAGGGGGUUUAUUGCUAUUGCAUUGUCCAUCCUUUAAAGGUUUGUGUUUAGGAAUGCAAACACACAUUGCAGGAUUUUGCUCCAGUAAUAACUUAUGGCAAGAUGGGAAAGGAAACACUGAAGGCUUCUACUCCCACAAGCCAGCAUUUAAAAGGGCUAGGAAAGCAGAAAGAAUAUAAAAUAGAA